CUUAAAUUUUGCAGAGGGACUUCACGAAUACUCUGUGUCAGCCUACGUGCUUCAUGGAAGUGUUGCCCAUCAGAAGUUGGAUGUUCAGCAAAAGAUGCAGCUUAAAACUAUGCAUUUCUCUUAAAGGAAGCAACAAAAUACUUUAUAUGGCUCAUGUCUGACAACAUGCACCACCAGUGGCUGCUGCUAGCUGCAUGCUUUUGGGUGAUAUUCAUGUUCAUGGUUGCUAGCAAGUUUAUCACCUUGACUUUUAAAGACCCAGAUGGCUAUGGUGCCAAGCAAGAGCCAUUAGUACUGACAGCUGUGACAAAAGUGGAGGAGGUACGAGUGUCAGAGGAAAAACGUUGGCCUGAAGAAUUCCAGCCAACUGGAAAAGCUUUUUCUGGAAAUCUGAUACGCCAGCCCCGGGUUCAUAUGGAAAGACUUGAGCUUCUCAGGAAUGUCUGCAGAGACACUGCUUUGAGAAAUCUUUCUCACACCACAGUUUCCAAGUUCGUCCUGGAUCGAAUAUUUGUGUGUGACAAGCACAAGAUCCUGUUCUGUCAGACACCGAAAGUGGGCAACACUCAGUGGAAAAAAGUCUUGAUCGUUUUGAAUGGAGCGUUCUCUUCCAUAGAAGAGAUUCCAGAAAAUAUUGUACAUGACCAUGAGAAGAAUGGCCUUCCACGCUUGUCUUCCUUCACUGAUGCUGAAAUUAAGAAACGACUGAAUUUAUACUUCAAGUUUUUUAUUGUUAGAGAUCCAUUUGAAAGACUUAUUUCUGCAUUUAAAGACAAGUUUGUGCACAAUCCUCGGUUUGAACCUUGGUACCGGCAUGAAAUUGCUCCUGGCAUCAUUCGUAAAUAUAGAAAGAAUCGCACAGAGACCAGAGGGCUGCAGUUCGAGGAUUUUGUGCGCUAUCUGGGUGACCCAAAUCACCGGUGGCUGGAUGUUCAGUUUGGUGAUCACAUCAUUCAUUGGGUAACAUAUGUGGAACUGUGUGCCCCCUGUGAAAUCACAUAUAGUGUGAUUGGACACCAUGAAACCCUGGAGGAUGAUGCUCCAUAUAUCUUGAAAGCAGCCGGCAUAGACCAUCUGGUAUCAUACCCCACGAUUCCACCAGGGAUAACAGUGUACAACAAGACAAAAGUAGAGCGAUAUUUUUCGGGAAUUAGCAAGAGAGACAUAAGGCGCCUCUAUGCUCGGUUCGAAGGCGAUUUUAAACUCUUUGGCUAUCGGGAGCCAGAUUUCUUGUUAAACUGAUGCCUAGAAUAAGCUCUGAAGAAACCCACGUGAAUACCAGCUGCAACACUGACAGAGCUAAGAAUGACCAUUUGUUUUCUAGCUUUUUGAUGUUGCUCCACUUUUCAGUGAAAUAUUUGUCAUAUGAACAAUUAGGGGCUUAUAGUUGUUGUUUACUGACCAUAUUUUCAACAUGUGGCAUUGAAAUCUGUUAGGAGUGAAAUCUCUGUUAUCUAAAAUACAGAAUUCCACUCAUUCCCUCUUUCCUCCAGGAAAAAAAAGAGGAAGAACCAAUGGGCUACGACCUUCCCUAUCUCUCUCCCAGACAGAAUGCCAUUUAAAAAUAUAUAGUGAAGCAUUUAUAAAGAUGGCAGUUUCACUGUAGGUUAACUCUGACGUGUGGGUGAACUUAUAGUUCAUGCUCAUGAGAAAGGCAUGUAGAGUCUCUCGUGAGCUAUGCAAAAUUAGAGGCCACUGCAGCACUAAAAAUUGAUUAAAUGCUUGACAGGUAAAAUCAUCCAGGUUCUGCCAUGUGGCUGCUAUAAUAACAGUAAUGCUGAUCUAAUCCCAUUUUUUGUUUGUCACAAAAUGAAUCUAGUUAGACAGAAGCUUCAAAACUGUCCAAAAAGGGGCUGGUUCCAGAGCCCAGUUGUCUUUGUAUUCUUGUCAAGUGUUUACUGUGCUUACUUCUGGCCUGUUUUUUAAAAUGGUAUUUAACUCCUGGCUACGUAAGUUAUCUGAGAACAUCCGCUACAAAUGGAGCACAGAAGAAAUACAAAGCUUUUAGGGAAGCCCUAAGGAAAAGUAAUGUAAAAAUAAAAUGAGAGUUGCGUUUGAGGAGCAUAUCACAAGAUGCUCUCUAAAUAUCACACGUUUUAACUUAGUUUUAUCUUCUAACAGUUAAGGUUAAAUAAGCCACAAACGCAGGAUGUCAUGUAAAAGAGCUGCUGGAGUUAAUCUGGGUGAAUGCUCCACCUUUUUCUUGUAUCGUUGUCUUGCUCAAUGUUUACUACCUUAGAGAAGAGAAAAUUUCUCCCCCUCUGAAAAUGCAUCUCCUUACUGCCGAAGGAGGCAGGAUGAAUCCUUGCUUUUUCCAGUGUUUCACUGCUGUGGUGUCCUGAGUCAAAAAUGCCCAACAUCUGUGUUACCAAUGGGUGAGCUGGUAACUUGUCAGGAGUUUGAAUGUCGCGUAAAUUUGUGUAUACAUUUUGUGCAUUUAAAAAAAAAAAAGCAGAACUGAUUGGAUGCAACCAUAACGUUUGCUUGUGUUUGCAUUCUUCUUGUCUGAUUUAAAAAAGUCUCGUCUGAGUUCACCAGCAAUAAAAAUUAGUGCGCUAUCCUGCAGUUCAUGGGAAAAAGAGGCCACGUGUCUGAAUUAGAGGAAUUGCUCCAUCACAGUGCGGCAUUUGAGAUGUAUUUUUGAAAUCUUAGUCCUAAAGGAUUAAUUUUCACACCAGCAUAACAUUGCUGGCUAGAAAUGCUAAUGAUGGUCAACGCUAUGGAGUCUGCUCUUAAACCCAGCCGCAGUAUGUUUUUGAUAGCUUCCUGUAUCAACAUAAGGAGGCGUCUGGCACUCGAGAAAAAAGCAAGCUGUGCCAAACUGACAUGUGCUGCUAUCUGCAAAAAGGAAGCCCUGUUGUACUUGGAUGUAAUUUCAGAAAGAUCUCAACAGUCUAAUUGAAAUAAGGGAGAAUCGUUAACUGGGCAUUGUUAGCAAGAGACUAGUCCAAGGUGGCAAAACUGGAAGAGUUGUUUUUUCGGGGGGAGGAUGGUUUGUUUGUUUGAAAAAAAGCAGCAGUACAGUGCCCUAGACUUGUUAGUUCUUAACUUAUGAGAAAAAGAUGUUAACGGCUCCAGGUUUUUCUGUGCUCUGUUUUUUUUUUUUUGUUUGGUUUCUUUUUUGUUUUUUAAUACAGGAACUUAGCAAAGUGUAUUAUUAAACACAUUUUGGAGCUAAUGAGCUGAUUGAUUACCUCUCUGCCGAUUUCAAAUGUAACAGUGUGAAUAAUGUAUAGUGAAUUCCGGCCUUAAAGUUUAAAUCUAAUAAAGUAGAAUCAUUUUUCUCUGAAAGCCUAAGCUACCGAUCACACAGCA
Struthio camelus australis is the source of this 3315-nucleotide messenger RNA. NCBI's taxonomy places the organism in Eukaryota, Metazoa, Chordata, Aves, Struthioniformes, Struthionidae. The record is from RefSeq and is a predicted model, not a curated record.